Messenger RNA from Stegastes partitus (bicolor damselfish), 4266 nucleotides. Its product is annotated as axin-2-like. The transcript is spliced from 11 exons. NCBI's taxonomy places the organism in Eukaryota, Metazoa, Chordata, Actinopteri, Pomacentridae. Gene Ontology annotation, molecular function: protein kinase binding; ubiquitin protein ligase binding; I-SMAD binding. Gene Ontology annotation, cellular component: plasma membrane; beta-catenin destruction complex; nucleus. Bases 420 to 2924 code for a protein of 834 amino acids. Gene Ontology annotation, biological process: positive regulation of protein kinase activity; negative regulation of canonical Wnt signaling pathway; regulation of centromeric sister chromatid cohesion. The record is from RefSeq and is a predicted model, not a curated record.
GGCAGUCGGUUCCUCACUUUGAAGUGCGCUGCUCAGCCUCCCGGUUCAGUUGGUGUUGGAGUCGCCUACAGGAGAGACCCGCCGUGCGGCAUGGCAGCCUGAGCGCAGGGAGGAGACAGGCAGGAGGAGGAGGAGGCACAACAGCGAGCUUUUUUCCCCUCUCCGGUGCAUUUUCCUCUCCGUAAACCGAACCCGAACCCGAACGGACUGUACGCGGACGCCAGCACUGUGGAUUAUACGCGCUUGUUUGUGGAUAAGAAUCCCUGGAGUUUUAACGUUUGGAAGCGAACUCGUGGAUCGAUGAGAGAAGACGGGCAGCCGGAGAGAAGCUCCCCGCUGACAUAAGAGAGUGAGGAGAUUACAGUAGAAGCUCGGAGGAGGCGAACAGCACUCGGCUCGCUGCUGCUGCCUUCAGAGCCAUGAGCCGGCCGCUUAUGGACCAUAUCGCCAGUAGUUUCAGCGAAGAUGCUCCUCGACCCCCGGUGCCUGGGGAGGAGGGCGAGGCGCCCUGCUACCCCGGCAAACUCGCAAUGAUGAAGCCCCUGGAACCCCCCAAAUCCGUGCUGCUCGGCUCUCCGGGCUCCUCGGCGAGGAGGAACGAAGACGGUCUUGGGGAGCCAGAGGGGAGUGCCUCCCCGGAUUCACCGCUCUCCCGGUGGACCAAGUCUUUGCACUCCCUCCUCGGGGACCAGGACGGCGCUCUUCUCUUUAGGACAUUCCUGGAGAGGGAGAAAUGUGUUGACACUUUAGACUUUUGGUUUGCCUGCAAUGGCUUCAGGCAAAUGGACCUCAAGGAUACCAAAACGCAGAGAGUCGCCAAAGCAAUUUACAAGCGCUACAUCGAGAACAACAGCAUCGUCGCCAAACAGCUGAAGCCGGCGACCAAGACCUUCAUCCGGGAUAAUAUCAAGAAGCAGCACAUAGACUCUGCCAUGUUCGACCAGGCGCAGACCGAGAUCCAGACCAACAUGGAGGAGAACGCCUACCAGAUGUUCCUGACCUCUGACAUUUACCUCGAGUACGUGAGGACUGGCGGAGAAAACCCGAGUCACGUCAACUCGAACGGCUUGGGCGACCUGAAGGUGGUGUGUGGAUACCUGCCCACGCUGAACGAGGAGGAGGAGUGGAGCUGUGAUUUCAAAGCCAAAGCUCUGGUUGGACUGUCGGCGAAGGCGCAGAGGGCCCCGGUGUCCCUGAUGGAGAGGGCUUACAGAUCUUACAAGAGAGGAGACUCGCUCAACCCCUGCCAUGUGGGCUCCUUCGCCCCCGUCAGCAGCACCAACGACAGCGAGGUUUCCAGUGACGCCCUGACUGACGAUGCCAUGUCUGUGACCGACAGCAGUGUAGAUGGCAUCCCUCCAUACAAACUGGGCUCCAAGAAGCAGCUACACAGGGAGAUGCAGCGCAACAUGAGGAUGAACAGCCAAGUCUCUCUGCCUGCUUUCCCUCGAACUCGCCGUCCUCCCAAGGAAAUGGUCCCGAUGGAGCCGGCAGAGUUCGCAGCCCAGCUCAUCUCCCGCCUGGAGAGCCUGAAGAGGGAGCAGGACACCAUCAGCUCUCUGGAGGAGCGGCUGCAGCAGAUUCAGGAGGAGGAGGAAAGAGAGGAUACCGAGAUCAUGGGAAGUGCUCCCCAGCUCUCCCCCCACCCCUUGACCCUCCUGUCGGGCUCCUCUGACGAGGACCCCCAGGCCAUCCUCGACGAACACCUGUCCCGGGUCCUGAAGACCCCCGGCUGCCAGUCCCCUGCUGUGAUCCAGCACUCCCCUCGCUCCAGCUCCCCGGAGCACCGGCCUCUCACCCGCGGAGGCUUUGGAAUCAAAGCCCUGGUGAGGACCGGGCCUUCUUCUGUCUCCAGUCCCGACCAGGGGGCGUUCAAUCUGGCGUUGGGCCCCAACCGGACCCUCGUGAGCAGGCAGAGCACCAAGCACAUCCACCACCACUACAUCCACCACCACGCCAGUCCCAAGUCCAAGGAGCAGAUCGAGAGGGAGGCGGCGCUCCGGGUGCACGGCGUCUGCUCCGGCAGCGGCGAGUGUCCGCCCUGCCAGCCUUACCAGCGCAGCCGCAGCCUGGGCAGGGAGACGUGCGGCUCCAUCUCCACAGACAGCAGCAUGGGGCGUUCCAGCUCUCUGUCGAGGCGAGUGUGUCGCUCGGGGGCCGAGGACGGCGUGGCAGACCGGUGCGUGGAAGACUGUGGACCCCUGCAGCUGCCCAGUGACACUACAGACCCCGCCCAGAACGUGCUGCAGUGGAUCCUGGAAAGCAAACGUCAGGGCAGGCACAAGUCUCACAGUACCCAGAGCACCAAGAAGUCCUUUGGAGGCUCCUCUACUCAGACGCACACGUGGGGUGGCGGCGGAAGCUGUGGCCACCUCCGCAGCCACCAGCCGGCCCAGCCGUUCAUCCAGGACCCGGCUAUGCCUCCCCUGCCUCCUCCCAACACUCUGGCCCAGCUGGAGGAGGCCUGCCGCCGACUGGAGGAGGUCUCCACCAAGACCGUCAAGCAAAGGCAUCCGACGUCCAGCCUCCAGCGUGAGAAGACCCACCUGGUGCCUGUCCAGGGCGGGGGGUCCGUCCCUCUGUCGCUGCCCAGCCCCAGCCCCGUCGGCCUCCUCGUCUCCAGCCUCCAAUCAGAAGAGUGUAAGAAAGCUUCGGGAAGCCACGUGGUGUGCAGCGGGGAGACGGUGGUGACGUACUUCUUCUGUGGCGAGGAGAUUCCUUACCGGAGGACCAUGAAGAGCCACAGUCUCACUUUGGGCCACUUCAAGGAGCAGCUCCGCAAGAAGGGCAACUACAGGUACUACUUUAAGAAGGCCAGCGACGAGUUUGAGUGCGGCGCCGUGUUCGAGGAGGUGUCCGACGACGGCUCGCUGCUGCCCACCUACGAGGGCAAGAUCCUGGGCAAGGUGGAGAGGAUGGAGUGAGCUCCUGCAGACACUUCACCACCUCCUUCACACAAAGCGUCCGACUUCUAAGACAGGUGCAAGACUGGCGACGUUGGCGAAGGAUUACUGAGGUUCGGGACCGGAGAAGAGCGAGGUGUUUGUAUUACUGGACUGCCGAGUGAAGAAGAUGUGGACCGGGUGUUGCUGGACUGAAACGUGACUGUGGGUGAAUGACCACUCGUCUAAGAGAGCAGGGCGGUGGGUUUAGCGUGAGACUGGGAGCCCGCCUGCCCCUGCCCUACAUCACUAAUAUGUAUAUGCAGAUAUACAUGUACAUUGCAUUGUAUUGUGAUGCUCGUAUUGCUGUGUAAAGAUUUUUAUUGCUAUUUAUUGGAAAACAAAUCCCUGUCCCAAAUCUUAUUCCAUGGACAAGCUGCUUGGAGUCGGAGAAGCUUCUCCGACCUUCCACAUCCGUGAUUCCUCUCUUCCUGAGCGAGGGAAAAGGUUUUUUUUGUUUCUUUUGGCCCCUCAUAUUGAACUGUAAACUUCAAAAAUACCUCUUCAAAAAAAAACUGGUGGAGAUUUUAGCGGGACAUGUCCGAUGUGUUGGCCGGAGAGCUUUACUGCUGAAGCUUUGAGAAUGGCUCUCCAUCGCUUAAGGUUCAAUAAUAUAUUUACUACUGCAGUGCUAUUUGUGGAUGUGUCCCCAUCUGCUCCGAAGGGCCCUCAGUGUGCUACGAAAAACGAGCGAAAAUGCUAUUAAUGUUUAAUUCCCUUCUCUGGGACUGUGCCCAGCUAGCCUUGAUCUGUCACGUCUUAGUGCCUUUGUUUCAGUGGCGCAGGCAUCGCACAAAUAGCCUACACAUGUUCUAAGAGGAACCUGAACAGGUCCUCCAGUCCCCACAAUGUGUUUACACCAAUGUUAGGAUGUACCAACGAAAGCUCUAUAACGUGCCCCGAUGUGCUUACCUGUGUACGUAGGUGUGUGUGUGUGUGUGUGUGUGUGAGGCUGUGUGUUGGGUUUGUGUGUGUGAAUCCUGCACUACGAGCUGCAGACGAUGGUGGCGGUGGUGAUACACUAUGUUCAUAGUGUUUAAUUGAGUACAGUAGCUGUGCCUACAUGGAUUCCUGCCAUGGUUCUCACCCUGUUUUCAGGGUUUUAUUAAUCCCUUGGUUUUUACAAGGGGCCUUAUGUCAAAAGAUAUUUUUAUGCCUUUUAGUAUCCGUUUCAUCAUGUUUAUGUUUUAUGAUAUUUUUCAUGGCUUCCUCGGCUCCACUUGUAAACUGUAAAUUAUGCGUUCUAUAGAGAUGCCUUGGUACUUUAAUUAUUGUAAUUAUGAAGAGAUGUAGCCUUUAUUAAAAUGUUCUAUUUUUCAAAUUA